Molecule: messenger RNA, 1416 nt
Organism: Cryptococcus deneoformans JEC21
Lineage: Eukaryota; Fungi; Basidiomycota; Tremellomycetes; Tremellales; Cryptococcaceae
Exons: 5
Coding region: 368-1306 (312 amino acids)
Molecular function (GO): oxidoreductase activity, acting on the CH-OH group of donors, NAD or NADP as acceptor; NADP binding
Source: RefSeq, a predicted model, not a curated record
UUUUCUUCCAAUGGCAUUCCCUUUCCCUUUACCAUCCCCUUCACAGCCAAUUUAUGCUACACCAAACAGGUGCUAUUCAUGGGCCAAUUACACGGAGCUAGAUCCGCCUGGUUCACAUGGCUGUGCGGCUGUAGGCAGCUUGUCUUGAUCGCCGGAAGUUAUUACCCGAUACGGUCGAGUUCAUGAAUGUUGCCCGACAUGUUGUAACUUGGCAAAGCGAUUGGUCAGACGGCGGCUAGAUAUCAUCAACCUUCAUCCUGCACUUCCGUAUAAGACUGUAAGACGCAUAGAAAUGAAUUUGCUAACUGAGUCAUUACAGAUAUUUCUCUGCCUAGUCUAUUAGACCUGCUUAUUUCCUCUUAGAAUAAUGUCCUUCCAAAUCGGUUAUGUCGGCCUAGGUAACAUGGGUACGCCCAUUUUCCUCAACCUUGCUCGUCAUGCCAAAGCCAAUGGGUGGCCGGUUCCUUGCGCUUGGAAUAUCGACCAAUCUCGAUACGAUGAAAUCCGCGCUCAGAGUGAUCAUCUUCAUCUUUGCGAGCAGUUGAGCGAAGUCGUCGAGAGGUCUAAUGUGGUUUUCACUUGUCUUCUCAACGAUCCCGUUGCAGAAGAGGUCUAUGAGCGCCUGUUCGCCGCUGUUGGUGCCAAAGCCAAAGUUAUAUUUGUUGACCAGUCUAGUUUGAAGCCAAAAACAUCAAUCAAGCUCGAGGCGGCUGCCCACAAAGUGGGAGCAUCAUAUCUUAGUGCUCCCGUUUUUGGACGCCCAGACGCUGCCAAAUCUGCCGCUUUGGUCCAACUGCUUGGUGGCGACGCUAAAGCAAAACAGAUAGUUAAGCCCAUCUUUGUGCCGGCUGUCGCAAAGCGAGUGGUCGACGCCGGAGACGAAGUUGCAAAAGGUUCGGCACUCAAGCUUUUGGGAAAUAGUAUGAUUCUGGGAGUGGUGGAGAUGUUGGCCGAAACAUACGCUCUUGCAGAUGUUAUAGGCUUUGACCCAGAAGUCUACCAAAGCUUUAUUCGCGACUUCUUCCCUCUUUAUCCCUACAUAGCAUACGGAGACAAUAUCAGCAGGGGCGAGUUCAACGGCGUCGGUGGUUUCCGUUUGGAAGCGGGGUUAAAAGAUGCGCGCAACGCGCUUUCCUUGGGAGCGGAUUUUGGUCGCCCAGUCAGUAUGCCGACAAUUGAGCUUGCGAAAAGGCAUCUGGAGCGAGCAGAGGAACUGUGUGGAAACGACGUAGAUUGGUCCGCGCUGGCUAUUGUCCUUCGUGAACAGGCUGGUCUUGAGCCGUUUCGGGCGGGGCACAAGCCAUAGACGUUGUUGGCGCGAUUUGACACUACAGGAGACGCGUUUCCAGAUUAGAUUAUAAAUAAGCCUUACUACUACCACGAGCAGUGAUAAUUGUGGGCAUAUGCAUCCAUCGA